Fimicolochytrium jonesii is the source of this 1682-nucleotide messenger RNA. RefSeq lists its product as uncharacterized. The coding region runs from base 316 to 1644 and encodes 442 amino acids. Gene Ontology annotation, molecular function: nucleic acid binding. The record is from RefSeq and is a predicted model, not a curated record. The transcript has 3 exons. Lineage: Eukaryota; Fungi; Chytridiomycota; Chytridiomycetes; Spizellomycetales; Powellomycetaceae.
UGGGCGGUCAUUUGCAAGGGAGGUGGAAAGAGGUGGAAGGCCCCGUGGAGGAUGGGGAAAACACGUUGGCAGGGGUCUCGUAAUGGUGAUAAGCGCGUAUUCUGAGAUGCCGGGCACAGAGAUCACGCAGCACAGCAAGACAGAUAACGCGCAACGCCAAUAUCCGCCGCCCAUAAAAAGAGAGGAACGUGGACAAGCAGCCCCUCAUCCUCCCACCACGGACACCCACACUAACACAACCAAAAACGCCGACUUCAAUCUCCGGAAGUUAUCUGACAAAUUCAACCGGCAACCCUCGAGAGCAGAACGACCAGCAUGGCUAUCGCCGAGAACACUUCAACCGAGCCCCCGAGCUCGCCGUCUCCUGCCUCAACCCCUACACCACCCACAGGCACCAUUCUCGGCGCUCCGGCCAUUGCCGUUGCUACCCCGCUAACUCCACCGCGAGCCAUACGGGCUCCCUUGGACAUUGAGACGCACCCAGCAACCCCGCCAGAGACGGUCGCCCACGGCCUGACCGAACACGUAGAGGACGCCUUUGCCGCGCUUGCCCUCGCAGCCGCUGCCUCUGCCUCCGAGUCAAAACGCAGGUCGUCCACAAAACCCACCUCUGCUGCGCGCCGUGUUCGAACCAGCAGCGAGACGACCGACCACGACCUCCAUGCCUCAGUCACAUCCUAUGUCGGCGCCUGCCACGCUCGCGAGCAACUCCGCCACCACCUCUUGAAAGAGCGCCAAAAAGCGGAGCUGCAGCACCAUCAGCAAUUCCAAUCCUACCGCCGCUGGUACCUCCAACGCGACUCGCUCGCCCGGCGCCUGAAAGUCGGUAAGGAAGGCUCCCGUCGGCGGCGACGCUUCGAUAAUGAUCAUUUCACCGACCACCCGAUCGUCUCGCAGCAUAAACAUGAUGCGGAUUUCAUGACCAGGGGCGAUUUGCUACCCGGGUUGGAUAUGCCGCGGCCGCCUGGUGUUUUUGCACGGUUACCAAGGAAGGUGUUGGCGGAUCUACCGACCGAGGGGUCCUGGAAUGCCGGGAAGGAGGAGAAUGUCUCUAAGGAGGCGGCGGUGGGCGAGGCCAACCUCACGCGACUGGAUCGCCGGUUAAGGAGCCAGAUUCGCCGUAGUGCGUCGGCGAGGGAGGUUGUGCGGAUGUUUGAGGAAAGGAUUCUCGAGAAGUUCGUGCCGCUGGAUGGGUCGCCGUUGGCCAAGUCUGCUGACGAGAACUCGUCGUCUUCCUCGUCCGAUGAGGAUUCGCUUGACAUUGAGGCGGAGUAUGAGAUCAUCAUCCGGGAGGUGGACCUUCCGCCUUCCAAACAGGCCGCGCCGGUGGAUUCCCGACCUCCUGUGGAGGAAACACCUGUCACUGUCCAACCCGCCCCCGAACCGCAAUCUUCACCACAAGCCACCCUCUGCCUGGAGAUCACAAACACCUUCUUGCGACUCAUCGUCCACGCCAUGUGUCGCUACUACCGUCUCGUCUCGCGAAGCAUAGACCACACCUCGGGCACCCGCCUAACCAUCAUCGAGCACCCCCUUUCUGUCAUGUCACCCUUGGUGUCCUCGUCGACGACGCUGAAAGAUGUGGCGACGCAUAUCCAGUUCCCGAUGCCGUGUCGCUCGUUCUUUGAUUACGUGUUUGCGUAGUGAGGGAUGUGGGCGUGGCGGUGGUGGUAGUGUGAGCC